AUGCGUAUUGGAACUUUUGGCAUUGUGCUUCCAGAGGCUACAAAAGAGAAGGUAAUUGCGAUAAAGAAGGGCGAUGCUAUUGCCCUUCCUUUUGGAGUUGUGACCUGGUGGUUCAAUCCCAAUGACACUGAACUUGUGGUACUCUUCCUCGGGGACACUUCGAAGGGCCACAAGGCUGGGCAAUUCACCAAUACCUCCAUCACUGGCACCAAUGGCAUCUUCACAGGCUUCAGUACUGAAUUUGUUAGUCGUGCUUGGGACCUAACAGAAGAUGAGGCAAUGAACCUUGUCAGUAGCCAAACCAAUUAUGGUAUUGUCAAGGUUAAGGAUUGCCAAGCAAUGCCUGAACCUUCACCGAAGUAUAGAGAGGGCAUAGUCCUCAACUGCGAGGAAGCGCCUCUAGACGUGGACAUCAAGAACGGUAGAUGUGUUGUAGUCCUGAACACUAAGAAUCUUCCACUAGUCGGACAGGUUGGCCUUGGUGCUGAUCUCGUGAGGAUCAAUGGCCAUGCCAUGUCUUCUCCUAGAUUCUCUUGUGAUUCAGCUUACCAGGUGAAUUAUAUCGUUAGAGGCAGCGGUCAUGUUCAGGUGGUCGGGGUCGACGGCAAGUGUGUUCUCAAGACACAUGUGAAGGCUAGUUAUCUAUUCAUCAUGCCAAGGUUCUUUGUUGUAUCAAAGAUUGCUGAUGCUGAUGGAAUGGAGUGGUUCUCUAUCAUAUCCAUGCCUAACCCUGUGAUCACUCAUUUAGCCGGAAAGACUUCUGUGUGGAAGGUGAUGUCCUCGGAGGUGUUGCAAGCUGCAUAUCAAGUUGACACAUGGCUAGAGAAGUUGUUUAGAUCUAAAAGGACUUCCGAUGAAAUCUUCUUCCCUCCCAAUUAAGCUAGUAGUUAGUUAGUUAGUUUCUUGCGUCCAAAUAAAGCUCAGUACAAUUUGUGUUAAGAAUUAUGAUAG
This is a messenger RNA of Zingiber officinale, 951 nucleotides long. Its product is annotated as 13S globulin basic chain-like. Lineage: Eukaryota; Viridiplantae; Streptophyta; Magnoliopsida; Zingiberales; Zingiberaceae. The record is from RefSeq and is a predicted model, not a curated record. Gene Ontology annotation, molecular function: nutrient reservoir activity. Bases 1 to 879 code for a protein of 292 amino acids. The transcript is spliced from 5 exons.